AUGAGUAAGCGUAAGGGUAGAUUUGGAGGGAUGCUUCCGAUCGAUACUCUUUCCACGAGUAAUAACUGCAAAAAUACGGUUCCUACGCGUUACACAGCAUUCAGAAGAGACCCAAAAGUGGUUGAUAAGCUAAAUCACUUGACAACGCUUGAUUUCCUACCCCCUGAGCAUUCACUUACCAAAAAAUCAUCUCAAGAUUUAUCUCCUAGAAAAUAUCACUCGAAAGCUCGACCUAUCAGUGUCGAUAGCGAGGAUGAAAGCUCGCGUAGGCAUGAUUCCUUUGAAACACCCAUUAGGAAAAGACAGAAAGGUAUUAGAGACGUUUCAUUCACAUCCCCAAUAGAGCAUGGUCUAUCUCCUCCUGGCCGUACUUUCUCCUCCAGUGGGACGUUUCGAGUAUUGUCUGCCGCUAACAGGGACAUAGAGAAGAUGCAUUGUGUUCUCCGCAUAGUAACUGAUGUGGAGGGUAUCAGGUGUAGCGUUCGAUGGAAAGGUGCUGAACUGGAAGGAUCUCAAACGGAUUUUCUUAUAGACUGUGAAAGGUUUUUUUUUGACACCUCCAAGUCCUAUAUGGGCAUCUUCCUUAAACACACGCGGCGAAUAAAUCUAGAAAAUGGCGAAGAACCAAUCAAUACAAAAAUUAUGGUUUGGAAUAGUGACAAUGAACCAGAUAAAAAUUUGGUUUUAGUGAAACGAAGCAUAAUGAACAGCCUGGUUAAAGUUGAAGUAGUUCCAGAUAAACGGGACAUCCUGAAUAGGAUGAAGAAUCUGGGAUUAAAAUAUCAAAACGAAGCAAAAAACAAGAAAUUCUGGGAGAAGCCGGAGUUUCAGUCAUUAGGAAGGAGCGUGAAAACUAGACGUCGGACCGAAGAGAGCGGUACCAAAAUUGGAAUACCGAAUACCGAAAUCACAGCAAGUACGGACACCACCCAUAGCACUUCUCGCGAUCCUCUUACUAUUUCGCCUAGUGGCUUUUAUGCAGCUAACAAUAAGUCGAUUUCUACCCAGCCUUCUUUGAAGGAACAUAGUUUAUCGAACUUAAGGAGAUCUCAGAGAACUUCAAGACUUGCUAUCACUGAUGAUAGUCCACUGGACAAGGAUCAAGAGUUUGAGGAGCCUGAAGAGUUUAAGCCGUCGUUGUUCCACAAAUUCACUGAUGGAACUACAUUCUCCGUCACCAACUUAGACUUCAAAUGCCUUUAUAAUCAUGAUUGGAUAAAUGACUCUAUUCUCGAUUUUUUUGUAAAAUACUGGGCCGAAGAAUCUAUUAGUAAAGGAGCGAUUUUAAGAGGCGAUAUCCAUAUCUUGUCGUCUUUUUUCUAUACAAAACUUGUGAGUGAUCCAUCCAAUUAUUACAGUAACGUCAAAAAAUGGGUUAGUAACACGGACUUAUUCUCAAAAAAAUACAUUGUAAUGCCUAUCAAUGUUAACUUUCACUGGUUCGGAUGUAUUAUUACCAAUCUUCCGUCUAUUUUGGAAUUCUUAACUAGGGAAAAGGAGUUGCUAACAACGAGUGAGGCAUCUCCCAUAAGUGAAGACAAUGAUGAAUUAAGUAUCACGCCUCCAGUUGUGUCAAUCUUUGUUUACGAUUCUCUUCGACAAACGCAUUCUAGGGAAGUAGAACCGCUUAAAGAAUUUCUUAUUUCAUAUGCCGAGGACAAAUAUGGGCUUACUUUACCUAAGGGGGUGAUAAAAAUGAAAACUUGCAUGGUUCCUCAGCAACCAAAUAUGAGUGAUUGUGGCGUUCAUGUAAUUCUGAACUCAAGAAAGUUCUUCGAGAAUCCCAUCAUGACUGCUGAGGUGUGGCGGUCCACGAAGUCUAAAGGAAAACCAACCUCUCGAGCGAUCAAUGAAUACUUCGAAAAGAAUGCAAGAGUACAUGCAAGGAAAGAUUUGAGAGAAGUUUUGAGAGAGUUACAAAAACAGCAAAUUAAAUCUGGACCCCUGAAAGAUGAAACUGCAGUUAAUGAUGCAUCAAUGGAUGAUGAGCACAGUGACAUCGAAAUUAUUGAAGAUAUUGAUUUUUACAAAAAGAACACCUCAGAAGAAGCCAUUGAGAAAUCCAUGGAUAACGGCGAAAGCUGUUCCAUCGAUGACGAUAAGGUUACGAGCAAAGAAGAAGUUUCAGAUAACGAAAAAUUACUCAAGUUACAAUCAUUUAGACCAGAAGUAAGAUCAUCAGCUAUUGUUGAAGGUGAAGAUGGUACGGGCGAAAGUAAUUCAACCGAACUGUAUGGUCGAGAUGAACCCGUUGUGAACACGAUUAAAAAUACGGGGCCCAUUCCAACUGAUGGCACAUCGACUAAUCUCAUUAACACUGUUAAUAAUACCAUUUCAAAGUAUUUCCGAAGUAAAAAACCUCUUACUGUCGAGUCUUCGGAGAAAGAAAGUGUUGUUGAUCGUAAUAUCAAUAUUCAAAAAUUAACUUUAGAGGACGCCUCUCUAGCUCGGCCAACUUCGCAAAAUACAGGGAAGAGCUAUGAUUCUUCACAUCUCAUCCGUUCUGGUCAUAGUUUUGAUGAUAGGCAUAGAAAAACCUACAAAAUUAAAUCUCAGUCAGAUUUUCAUGAGGGCGACAAUUUCGAGGGCAGAGGAGUAUCGUCAAAUAAAUCAGGUACUUUGCAUAUUGAAACUGACAACUCAGACCUGUCGGAUGCAGAAUUGACCGGUAACAUCACGAAUCAAAGUGAAUUUAAUCCGAUCACUUCCCACAAAGAGUUCAAAAAUAGACUAUCAAGUAAGGCUGGUGGCAGAAUAGACCAACUCUUUGAAAGGCGGAAACUCAGUUCCAGUGAUAGCGUUUCAUCAUCUCUAUCAUCUUGA
Messenger RNA from Lachancea fermentati, 2823 nucleotides. The record is from the annotation of a GenBank genome assembly. Lineage: Eukaryota; Fungi; Ascomycota; Saccharomycetes; Saccharomycetales; Saccharomycetaceae.